AUGGAAGAAAAUACUUUCUUUUAUUUGUAUUUGUUAGCGGAUGCCCUGGAUGCUUGUACUGGAAAAUACUGUGGUAGAACUGUAUUAGAAAACGGCCAGUUAACGGCAUGUGGACCUUGCCUUUGCGGAUUCCGACCCAAUGCCUCGGGUAUUUGCCAACCUUGUGCUCUUCCCUUAAUCGUCUAUGACUGGCUCUUCUUACUAUUUAUGAGUUCCUUUUCCUUGGUGUUGCACUUUUUUUUUAUCGAUCAUUACGUUCGUACUGAUAGCAAACGGCUCGCAAUAUGGCAUGGAUCUGCGAUCUUUGAAGCGAUCGUAUCUGCAAUAAUAUCCAUUCUAACAUCUCGACCUAUAGGUAGCUUAACAUUAGAAGGUUGUGGCGUUAAAGAAUUAUCAGACUGGUACACAAUAUUUUAUAAUCCCACAAUCGAUUACAAAAUUACCAUUCAUUGUGCAGCUGAAGCUGUUUGUCCAUUGUAUAGUAUCGUACUAAAAUAUUAUUUCAUCGCUUUAAUCUUGAUGGCCGUUGCUAGAACAAUGAUUGCCUCAAAAUUCAAUAUUUUGGGCAUGAAAAAGUCUAUCUAUGCUGCACUGUAUUUUUUUCCUCUCUUAAUCGUUACACAAGCCGUUCUAGGUGGAGUACUUUAUUUUGGUUUUCCAUACAUUGUAAUAGUAACAGCAACGCUUACAACUGCUUAUACCUUAGCCGGCAAUAACGUCAGCUCUUUUCUGGAUGUUAUCAAAAGUAAGCGAUUAACCAUCAUAACUGUGGUACACUGGCUGGCUCUUGCCAUAGGCAUUGCUGCUGCAACCAAUGGACUAAAAAACCCACCUAUUGCAGCUCAAGUGCUGUUAGGAUUAAUUCCUCUACCGCUUGUAUUUUAUAUUAUUACGUAUAAGUUUACGAAUCCUCAACGAAGUGGGCUUAUUGGCACACCUGAAAGAUGGUAUUAA
Trichoplax adhaerens is the source of this 954-nucleotide messenger RNA. RefSeq lists its product as uncharacterized. NCBI's taxonomy places the organism in Eukaryota, Metazoa, Placozoa, Uniplacotomia, Trichoplacea, Trichoplacidae. The coding region runs from base 1 to 954 and encodes 317 amino acids. Gene Ontology annotation, molecular function: ubiquitin protein ligase binding. Gene Ontology annotation, cellular component: membrane. The record is from RefSeq and is a predicted model, not a curated record. Gene Ontology annotation, biological process: response to unfolded protein. The transcript is spliced from 7 exons.